AUACUAAUAGCUAGUAUUAAAGCCAUGCCAAUCCUGUAGCAUCGAGUCAUCCUGCCAGUGUUUUCUCUCCAAUCAUGCUUAACUUCCCUUGGGUUCGACGUAUCCUACCUCGAACUGGCACGCAGAAAGAGAGAACACCAUUUCUCGAACGAAGGCUUGGGGUAUGGCGCGUACUGAUCGCCGCUGACGAAUCAUCAUCAUUCAGGCUCCCCAAUCUUCAUUGGGGUCCUGUAUCGACAUACAUCCCCCUCUUGACUCGCGCAUACAAGGAUGUUUACUCUGUCAGUCCAAAGUUGUUUUGGGUCCUGAUGGCUACGAAUCUCUGGUAUGCGAUCGAGGACUCACUGUCCCUCUAUUUCUCAAACCGCCUUUUACUUCUUAUCCAACACUCUGUUUUGGAAGGCAAGAUUCACACGAGUCUCGACAAAGAUCUAUGUAUAGCCAUCAUCGCUCGAGCUUCAUGCUCCGUGUUCAGCGGAUUUGUGCAGUGGACUUCCAAUGGUGUAAAGGAUCAAUACCGCGUGCUCGCCCCAAAUCUCGCUCGUGACAUUGAGGCGUCCCAAGAUAACGAGGCGGGUCUUACAGUCAACCCUAGCCAAGUGUUUGACUCCCUUUUACGAUUACUCGACCUUGGAAAGCAGAUUAUUUCGUCUCUACUCCAAUUGCGAUUAUUGCUGCAUCUCCUAGGCUCCGAAUUUGCGAGUGCUGGACUUGCCUCGAUCGUAAUAUGUUUUUUGCCCAUGAUAUUGGACAAUAUGUGGGGCAAUAAACCCUGGGGCAAAGCUUACGUGAAACAGGCAGUCAAUGACGACUACCUUCGGCAAGAGGCCUUGACCUCACUUACGAAACAUACAUACAAAGCUGAGGUGAUGGGAGGUAAUUUAUCAGGUUAUCUUUUAAAUGGUCGUGUGUUGAAGUACCAGAAGGUGCACGACGCACUUAGUCACAUACCUAACGGGGACGUCGAGGAUCUGUGGAAAAGAUCAACGACCGCUCUGCCUAGUAUGUUCUCGAACCUCUGCAAUGACGGACCCAUGCUCUAUAUCGGGCUGUUGGCUCUCAUGAAUCCAAGUCAGGUAUCUGUCGUUCAGCUAGCUAUGCUACAACAAACUGCCACACGUCUUCGAUACACGUUUAUUUUCGCCAAGCGCAUAAUUACCAUUUAUCCGAUUGAAUUGGCCGGCUUGAAUAAUUUCUACAGACUUCUCGAUCUGAAGAACAAGAUGAAAGACGGCUGUAUGCCGUAUUCGCCGGCAGCGGGUUCUUCGGGUCUCUCGUUAGAAGUUCGAAACGUAUCGUUUAACUAUCCGGGCGCCAAGUCAGAAAGAGAUGCAUUGAAGGAUGUUUCUUUUUCGAUAAAAGCAGGUCAAUUGGUGGUCAUCGUCGGCGCAAAUGGCUCAGGAAAAUCGACCAUACUCAAGCUGCUGACUCGCUACUACGACACUACCUCAGGCACUGUCGUAAUCGAUGGAAAUCCCAUCGAAGAUUAUCGAAUUGCAGACUUGCGGUCUGUGACAGCUAGUCUAACGCAGGAGCACACCUUAUUCCCCCUCUCAAUGAGCGAGAACAUCGGAAUCGGGUCACCAUCAUCUGUAACAAAUCUUGAGAAAAUUGCUCAAGCGGCGAAGUUAGCUGGUGCGCAGGACGUUAUUCAGAACUUCACCGACGGAUAUGACACUGUUCUUGAACCUGUCAAGACUGCCCAAAUUAGCCUUACAGGGAGAAGGAACGAGGACCUAAAAAAGGAGUACGAGAAGAUGGAGAAAACAACAAACGUGUCUGGUACGUCUCAUUCGCUAGGAUGGUGCGUGUACUAAUGACGCUUAGGCGGAGAGAAACAAAGACUGGUUGCGUGAGUCCACUCAUCCUGCGUCAUUGACGUUUAAUUAACUCGCGCAGCUCCCGGACGUUUAUGCGUAUGCUGUC
Suillus fuscotomentosus is the source of this 1926-nucleotide messenger RNA. RefSeq lists its product as uncharacterized. Bases 75 to 1817 code for a protein of 580 amino acids. The record is from RefSeq and is a predicted model, not a curated record. NCBI's taxonomy places the organism in Eukaryota, Fungi, Basidiomycota, Agaricomycetes, Boletales, Suillaceae. The transcript is spliced from 9 exons. Gene Ontology annotation, biological process: transmembrane transport. Gene Ontology annotation, molecular function: ATPase-coupled transmembrane transporter activity; ATP binding; ATP hydrolysis activity.